GAAAAAUUGUUUAUAGGUACAAAUAAUUAUGGCAGUCGAAAAAAGUAACGAAAUUAGUGUUUUUCAAUUAAUAACCAGGCUAUGUGAAAAGUAUUACACGAAUCCAGAAGAGUUAAAAUCAGCUAGAUCUAAAUGCUACGAGAUUUUGCUCGAAAAAAGGAGUGUUAAACGGAAAAUAGAUUUUCCUGACCUGGGUGGAACAUCAGAUCCUUACUGUAAUUUAUUAUCCUGGCAAUUUAAACUCAUUCAUCAGUACAAUAUGAGAAAUCAUGCCGAAGAAUUGGCUAAUUGUAUUAAUAACGUCCAGGACUGCCUUGCCGGAGACAACCAUUUAUUUAACUCAGUUUUAAAAUUUUUAAUGAAUCUAAGAAAUAUACCUAAGAAAAACACUAAUAAAUUGGAUUUAUCUUCGUUACCAUCACUCGAAGAAUAUGAAAAAUUUAACUUUGAUAAACUCUUUAAACUACCGGAUAACUUUAACGAGUUUAAUAAUAAUCUGGAGGAAAUCUCAACUACUGGGAAUGUUCAUCAUGUAAAAUCCAAUAUUUUUACUGAAAAUCGUGCGUUUGAAAAGGAGUUUUUUAAUCGUAUAAACUUAGAAGAAGCUCCCAAACGCACUGAAAAUAUUUGGGAGUUAGCCUCAACUCUAAAAUACAGCGAAAGAAAAACAUGGGAAAGUUACGGUUAUCCACAGCCUGAUAAAGAACCCCCUUUCUUAUCGGAAUUAGGACCACUAUCAUCGCUAUGGGUUGAGAAUUUGCAGUCUCUAUAUUUGUAUAAAAUUUUCAAAGACGGGGCAGUUUUCAAAUCAAGGCUAGUGUCAAGAAAAGACUUCAUCAGGGAUUUGAAAUAUUUAUUAGUGGGUAUGGCUUCGGAAUGUUUUUCUUUUGAUGAAAAUGGAAUAUUUUAUCUAAUCCCUAACAUAAGCAUCGAAGCAAUCACUCCCGAUGCUCUAACAAAUUACACAAGAGAACUUAUAUUCGUAGGAACAUGUUCUAAAGCUUUGUAUAAAAUGAGUACACCUAAUUUAGAAACUGGAAGAUACAAACAUCCGGGUUAUGUAUACACAGAAUUCUGCGAAAGCAUUAAUCGCUAUUUGAAAUUCUACCAAGCGGCCAUAUUCUCGAUCUCGAACGACACAAAUUUCCUGCAAUUCCUCGAAAAAACUUACGAUUUGAGAUUGCAAAUCAAUACGUUGGCUUCGAUAUGUAAAGUUGGACCGUAUAUGCGUUCAACGGAAACUGGAAAUGCAGUGGAAAUUCUCAAUUAUCUGUAUCAAAAAGUCCACAGCUUAAAAAAUCACAAAGUAAUCUACGUGUUGUACUCAAUACUGUAUUCCUGUUGUCAGGUGUAUUUGAGUCGUUUUCUGAAACCUUGGAUACUGGAAGGCAGUUUAAACGAUCCAUAUGGAGAAUUCUACAUUAAUUCUAUAUCUAAAUACAUAGCAUCCAGAGGAAGAACAUAUUGGACAAGAGGUUUUACUUUCCACGAUCGUUUACUACCAGAUUUCCUUUCUGAUUUGAAAGUUGAUAUACUCUCUUGCGGAAAAGCUAUGAGUUUACUAAAAUUCUGCGAUCACUCGAAUAAAUUGAAGUUCUAUUUGAUGGGUAAGAAACCAUCAAUUAUAUCCUGCUGCGUUACAUCGAAUCAACUGGUCCUCCUGCGAAACAACAUCACUAACUAUUACCUGGACAUUUAUAAAGAAUGCGGUCCGAGGUUCUCCAUGCAAAACGUCAUGUUCAAAUCGCAACGGAUCGAUCCUCUCCUUCUAGCGGCCAUUGCGAAAAAGAGAGCGGAAACCCUCAACAGAAUAAAACUGGAGAAAGAGAGGUUGAUUUUGCUGCGUAACGAGAAGAAAUUGGAAGAAAUUAACAUGUUGAAGGAGCAGUAUGAUAUGGUGCUGGCUUUGAAACAACAUGCAGCAGCUAGGGAAAUCGAAGUUGAAUUGAAUCGUGUGGAAGACAGUCUGGAAGUGGAAUUAAAGCGACAACAGUUGCUCACUGAUGAAGUUGAAAAUAUGAGAGAAUAUUACGCGAAAAUAUUCAAAAUAGCCGACGAUAAGAAAGCCAAAAUCGAAAAGCACAUACAACUAAUAAAAAGCAUCAACAUUGAGCACAUCAUGCACAAAGAACACCCAAUAGAAAAUGUCAUCGAAAACGAGGAAUCGAAAGACACCAACAGCAGCUCGGGAGACAGUUACUUUUCCACUGUGGAUGAUUGCGCAGUGGAUUACAAAAAAGACGAGAAAGAAGAAGAAAUGUUAGAUAAUACUUGGGAUGUCAUUAACGCUAACAUCGAAUUUAGCGAUAACAAUGCCAACUUACCAACGGUACCUGCAAAUAUACAACAAGCUAUCGAUAAUUUCGCCGAAGCUAGAAAGAACAAAGCGCGAAUCAUGACUGAAGAAUUAGGUGUGGUGAGUAAUACAAAAUCACUAACGAGACCAUUAACAGCAUCGAGCGAUACAUGUCUCACUCAAGCCCAAAAGAACAAACUGAAAAUGCUGAGCUCCGAAUUCGGCAUCACCUUCAAACCCGACGUGAUUAAGGCGAAACCAAUCACUAUAUCCACCAUCAACAGGAACAAAGUCAUGCGGAGCCACGAUUGCUUCGAUUACAAGCUAGACAAUGAGAUCUUUCAGAACAAAAACGCGAGAAUUACGGAGAAUACAGUGCACACUUUGGGCAAAUCCAAGUCGAUGAAUCUCGAAUUAGAGAAGCAGCCCCCCGCGAUAUGUAAGGGCGACCCGAACCGGCCCACGCCCAUGUCGGUGGACUCGACGCCUUUGAGCGAGCACCCGCAAUCGCCGAUGACGACGACGACGGGCAGCUCGAUGUUCUUGAGCAGCGACGCCGGUCUGAUGGACGAUUGCGCCAGCGGCCCCACGACAGGGCGCACGUGUUGCGGCGAGCAACCGUUCGAUUUCAAUCGACAAGAGCAGCCCUACGUGCCGGCGAGCAACGUGUUUUCGAAGAGGAUCGACGAGAAGGAGGCCGAGGGGGUUUUCACGAAUUCAUUGGGGUUGUUUCUGCGCGAGUGCGUGCGGAUGCCGCUCGUCACGCAAACGAAGUUGAUUAACGAGGAGAUGUUGAGGUAUUUCGUGGAAGAUUUGGAGUACAUCAAUCAUCUGUCGAGUCUUCGGGACUUCUUUUUUAUUCAAGAUGGCGAAUUCGGCAGGCAUAUUACUGAUAAACUAUUCACGAGGCUUUACGAGGCAGAUGUGCCUUCGGAGUUGAUAAAUUGUCGUAUUUUAAAAGAUUUAGUGUUCGAUGCUUUGGAUAUGUCGUAUAAGAAACAGAAAUUUACCUCUUACUUAUCGUUCAAAAUCAACAACAUACCCACAUGUUUCGAUCUAGGCGAUCCAAACGUCCUAGAUUGCUUGUCAUUAACAUACAAAGUAGACUGGCCUCUAAAUAUUGUCUUACCAUCCGAUGUGAUAACCAAAUACGAUGAAGUCUUUCGAUUCCUAAUAAAAUUGAGCAGAGUCUCCUGGGUAUUGAAGAAAAUAUUCUUGGAGUUGAAGGUAUUGGCGCGAGAGACGGGCAAAAAGGAAAUCUAUCUAAUGUCGUCGCCGCAGUACAGAAAAUUGCACCAGUGCAGGCACAUCAUGGCGCAUUUUGUACAAACGUUAAAGAACUACGUGGUGGGCGAAGUCCUGCAAUCGAAUUGGGCGAAAUUCGAAAGUAAACUGGCGAACGUGGAGAGUUUGGAUGAGCUCUACGAAACCCAUACUGAAUAUAUUAAGAAUAUACUUUUCAUGUGCCUGUUGACGCAAAAAAUGAUAGUACUAAAGAACGUCAUCAACAAAACAUUCAAGGUAAUUUUAAAAUUUUACGAUUAUCUGCGAUCGAGGAGCUGGAGGUGCGAGGGCGGUCACUUCGUCCAUCCGAACUUCCACAAGUUGGAAAUUAUCUUUCAGAAUUUCCAGGAGUUCGAGCUGUACAUGUUUAAGGUUAUUAACAAAGUGGCCAAAUCGGGAUAUCACCCGCAUUUGCUUCAAUUGUUGGAGAUGUUGGACGUUAAUUAUUAUUUUUCUACUCGGCUCAAACAGAAUUCUUGCACUUCUCUGUCACGUUGAUCUCAUUGAAUUGAAGUUUAGGAUUAUAUCGAAUUGAUUUAUUUGUUCUUUUAAAUUAUGGUACUCAUUAUAUAUUAUUGAGAGCACAUAUAAUUGAGCUUUGAACGUUUUUUACAUUAGAUGGAUAUAGUUUUUUAUAACUAAAUAAUUU
Molecule: messenger RNA, 4229 nt
Organism: Phyllotreta striolata
Lineage: Eukaryota; Metazoa; Arthropoda; Insecta; Coleoptera; Chrysomelidae
Source: the annotation of a GenBank genome assembly